Molecule: messenger RNA, 888 nt
Organism: Fusarium poae
Lineage: Eukaryota; Fungi; Ascomycota; Sordariomycetes; Hypocreales; Nectriaceae
Exons: 3
Coding region: 1-888 (295 amino acids)
Source: RefSeq, a predicted model, not a curated record
AUGGACUUGAACCUGCCAAUCCGCCCAGCUGCGAAAGCGACCAUUUCACAGCCGGUCCCUCCCAAGAGGGUACCUUUUCCGAUCGCUUGUUUGGCAGAAGGUGGCCUCACAGCUCGCUAUGAACAUGCUAAAUCUAUCGAGACGCGUAUUCAGCAGUAUCAACCACGGUUCCAUAUGCUUCAUCUUGACCCCGACAACUUAAAAGAAGCCUACUGGAGCCAUGCCAAGCCUAUGCAGGUAAAGCCACAGAAGCCACUGGCCCCCGGCAUGACCAUGGACCAGAUCACGCGGUCGAUGUGCUACCGUGCGUCUUUCAAAACUCGAACGACUUCCAACAUAAUUUCUACCCAAGUCGGCGACGACGAGGAGAUCAAGUGCAGGUCCCGCGACAGAAACAGAUGUGUUCUGUCUGGAAAAGAGAACCCUUCUGUCUUUUGGUUCUUUCCACGUGGAAUGAAUAAUACUGUGGACAACAACAACGCUACAGGCAAUCUUGAAGCAGGAUGCUACCACUUGACUAGGGUCGACCUUUUGAAGGGGGGUCUGCUCAGUCCCCGACAACUUGGCAUGACUCAUAAAGUCUGGAAUAUGAUCUGUGUUGACAAGAGUUACUGUGAUUACCUUGAGCAGGGUCUCUGUGCAUUUAAGUUUAUCGGCGACAAAGAACUUCCUGAUGGACGUGUUCAGGUGUAUUUGAAAUUUUUCUGGAUGCCUGAGAUGCUUGCACGAUUCAAUCAAAUCAUGGAUCUCAACAAGAUCAGACAAUUCGAGCCCUCUGUGACGUCUGAAGGGUUCACAACCUUCAACCCAUCUUCGAAAACAAACGCUGUCCCUCCCCCCAACAAGUCAACAAUUGCCCAGUACCGUCAGGCAAAGACAUCGUCAUAA